This is a messenger RNA of Pogona vitticeps (central bearded dragon), 3799 nucleotides long. RefSeq names its product solute carrier family 6 member 12 (gene SLC6A12). Gene Ontology annotation, cellular component: cell projection; plasma membrane. The record is from RefSeq and is a predicted model, not a curated record. NCBI's taxonomy places the organism in Eukaryota, Metazoa, Chordata, Lepidosauria, Squamata, Agamidae. Gene Ontology annotation, molecular function: gamma-aminobutyric acid:sodium:chloride symporter activity. Gene Ontology annotation, biological process: nitrogen compound transport; amino acid transport; sodium ion transmembrane transport.
UAUCCAGUCUAUCAUCAAAGUGGAGGCUUUGUUCAGAGUGCAGGUUUUGUUCAGAGUUAUUUAGACUGGACUGCUCAGCAGCUGGAAUAAAGGUUCAGACAGCGAGGAUUACUGGCAUAAGAAGAAGACCAGUAGAAGAAGAGUCAAAAUAAGCUAGAAGGAAGCUGAGAUAUUGUCUGUCUCUUCCUGACGAACCACCAACAUCUUCUAGAAGGCUGGCCUUUUUCCUAUCAAGGACCAUAGAAUGGAGCCAUGAAAAGCAAAGAAAAUUGGAUUGUUGAACCUAACGGGAGCAUGAGUGUACAAGAGAUAGCAGUAAUGCAAGAAACAGAGGAGAGUGAGCUACAGGACAGAGGGCAGUGGACCAACAAAGUGGAGUUUGUGUUAUCUGUGGCUGGUGAGAUCAUUGGUCUUGGCAAUGUCUGGAGAUUCCCUUAUCUCUGUUAUAAGAAUGGAGGUGGUGCUUUCUUCAUCCCCUAUCUCAUCUUCCUCUUUGCUUGUGGGAUUCCAGUGUUCCUCUUGGAGACGGCCCUUGGGCAAUAUACCAGUCAAGGAGGGAUCACUGCCUGGAGAAAGAUCUGCCCUAUCUUUGAAGGAAUUGGAUAUGCUUCACAAGUUAUUGAAUCUUACCUAAACAUCUACUAUAUUAUCAUUUUGGCCUGGGCCCUAUUUUAUCUAUUUAACUCCUUCACUGCUGUCCUGCCUUGGUCCACCUGCGGGAAUCCCUGGAAUACAGAACACUGUCUGGACAUUUCCAACACUUCCAGUUGGGCAAACAGGACAGAUGUAGCCAAUUCUACUUCCUCUGUCAUUGAAUUCUGGGAAAGGCGAGCCUUGAAAAUAACGGAUGGUAUACAUAAUCUGGGCACCAUACGAUGGGAGCUGGCGCUCUGCCUCUUGCUUGCCUGGAUCAUCUGUUACUUCUGCAUCUGGAAAGGAGUCAAGUCCACUGGCAAAGUGGUCUACUUUACUGCCACAUUCCCCUAUGUGAUGCUUUUUAUUCUGUUGAUUCGAGGAGUCACUUUACCUGGUGCCAGAGAAGGAAUUAUAUUCUACUUAAAACCAGACAUCUCUAGACUGGCAGAUCCUCAAGUAUGGAUGGAUGCAGGCACCCAGAUCUUCUUCUCUUACGCCAUUUGCCAGGGAUGCCUGACAGCCCUGGGCAGCUACAAUAAGUACCACAACAAUUGCUACAGGGAUUGCAUUAUGCUCUGCUUCCUGAACAGCGCCACCAGCUUUGUGGCCGGCUUUGCCAUUUUCUCUGUAUUAGGCUUCAUGGCACGAGAACAGGGGAUGUCUGUCUCCGAUGUGGCUGAAUCAGGUCCUGGCCUAGCAUUCAUUGCCUACCCGAGAGCUGUAACCCUGAUGCCCAUUUCACAGCUGUGGUCCUGCUUAUUCUUCCUUAUGUUGAUCUUCUUGGGUCUGGACAGUCAAUUCGUCUGUGUCGAGAGCUUAGUGACAGCUGUUGUUGACUUGUAUCCUGAAAUCUUCCGAAGGAAAGGACGCAGAGAGCUGCUCAUCCUGUUCAUUGCGAUUGUAUGCUACCUGAUUGGCUUGCUACUGGUCACUGAGGGUGGAAUGUACAUUUUCCAGCUGUUUGAUUAUUAUUCAGCAAGCGGCACGUGCCUUCUCUUCCUUGCUGUCUUUGAGGUCAUCUGCGUUGGAUGGAUUUAUGGCGCUAACCGCUUUUAUGACAAUAUUGAAGAUAUGAUUGGUUAUCGCCCAUGGCCCCUGAUUAAAUACUGCUGGCUCUUUCUCACACCUGGAGUUUGCCUGGCAACCUUCCUGUUUUCACUCAUUAGAUACACACCACUCAAGUAUAACAAUGUCUAUGAAUAUCCAUCAUGGGGUAUUGCUCUGGGCUGGAUAAUGGCAGUGUCCUCGAUGGUCUGCAUUCCAUUCUACGCCAUCUUCAUCCUCCUGAAAACCAAAGGACCAUUAAAGCAGCGGAUACGCCUCCUGACAACUCCAGCAGAGGACCUGCCCCAGCCAAAGAAGCACCUGAUUGCCUUCUUCGCACCUCAACCUCGCGCAGUCAGAGAAUUAUUAAUCACAGAGAAGGAAAUUACCUUGUAGAACUCAUGGGAAUGAUUUCUUUACCUUCUGUGAAGACUCCUUAUUUCCAGGAUUUUUUUUCUCAGCUGGGCCAAAGUUCUUCCCUUUCCACCUGAAGCUGGCUCACUUAAAAUGGUAACGUCUUCUUGUCUUAACUUCUUAGCCACUGAUUAUAUAGACUAGAGAAGGCCCUAGAGAAGUUGUUUUUAGACUAUCUUUCACAGAAGAAGCUUUCCAAAGAAAAUUCCCUCCGCUUUUUAUUUUUCACACCUCUGGUGCUAAAAAAGGACAUGAUUUUAUGGAAUAUUCUCCAACGUCUUUGUGGUGGUAGGGCAGCUGCCAUCUCCCUCCUUCUCUGUAACACACACAGGGCCCCAUAAUUUAUCCAAAAUGGUGGAGGAGGCAAAAUGGCAGCUGCACUCUCAACACUAUUGCUGCUGCUGAUACCAUUGGCAAUAGCCAAUGGUUUAGGGAAAAUGGGAAGAAGCUGUGCUACUGCCACCAGGAAUGGUGAUCACCAUCUCAGAUAAACUACUUGUGAUAUCUACCAUCUACCCCUCCACCCCUACUUCUGAAGAAACAUAGAGCUGAGAGUUUUGAUGGGGUCAUUUGGUCAGCUCUUUUCAUACCAGUAAUACAAGCAUUAUGGACAUGUAAGAUUGUGGGGCAGAAGGUUCAUAGCUCAGAGGCUGGCUAAAAUUCUUUUUAGCAUCAGAACCAGCAUCUUUGUGUGUGUGUCAUAUUCUACCACUGAGCUACACCCCCUUUUGUAAAUCAAUUAGAGGUAAAUUGGUGGCAUAAAGGACUGGCCAGUAAAGUUUGUACAUAAUCAACAAAGCUUUCAAGCUUCUAUUGACUUCCUUGAAGCUUUUCUUUUCUCUGCCCCUGCCCAUUCAUGACAUUUGAAAUUAUUUGAAAAUCUGAAUCUCACUUCUUCAGGUGAACUCAGCCAAACCUGCAUAUUUUAAUGCAGGACAGUGCAUCCUUGGCAAUUUUGAUGCGCUUUGGGGGUGGGGUGGGGGGUUCUUUCUUUUCCUACUAGAAAGUUUACAUAUAUUUGCUACAAGUGACUUAAGUGUGGGUUUUUAAAAGAAGAAGAAGAAGGAGGAGAUGCAGAAAUUCCCAUUUGGACUUCAAAAUCAGAGCUGAUCACUCAGCCUCUCCCAUUACACAAGAGCCUGGAGGAAGAGAAGGUGAUAAAUUGAAAGCAAGAUGAGUUUGUCAGAAAAAGAACAUGUCAAAGCCAUUUAAGAUCUUUUUUGCUUUGAGAAGAGACAAGCCCACCAAGGCUGACAGGGUUUCAGUUUGAAUAUAUACCUCGUUUGAUACAGCUCCCUGUGAUGUCUUUGAAUGGCUGAAAAAGCACAGGAAUGCCAAUUGAACAGAACUGCCGUAAAAUGAAAAUGCCAAAACCAUAUUAGCGCGUGUCAGGACUAUGCAGAAAAUACCAAAGUUGAAGUCUCACCAGAUGUUAACUUAGCCUUUGCAACAUAAAGGCCGGUAUAUGGUUUCUGACACCCAUGCUAAGAAGUAGAAACAAAAUACACAUUUAGGCCAGAAUAACAAAUACCAUGUAUAGAGAUCUGGUUUCCCCCUUUCCCCCUUGUUUUAUAAUUGUUCUCUCAUAUUCAGGAUUAGUUUGACAUCCUAAAACCUGUGAAAGAACUCCUUCCCUGUUUCCCCGAAAAUAAGACCUAACCUGAAAAUAAGGCCUAGUAUGAUUUUUCAGAAUGCUUAUAAUAUA